UUGAAAAAUAUGGCUCAGUCACCAGGAACAAAGUUGGUACUAAGUCAUAUGCAUGAUUGGCUUAUUAUACUGCUUCUUGCUGCUAUAGACGGAUUAUUGAACAUGAUAGAACCUUUUCAUCGCUAUGUUGGUAAAGACAUGAUGCAAGAUCUUAUGUUUCCAUUUAAAGAAGACACUAUACCUAUGUGGGGUGUCCCAAUCUUAUCCAUUAUUAUCCCCAUUCUCAUCUUUAUUGCUUUUUACAUGGUUCGAAGGGAUAUCUAUGAUUUACACCAUGCAACAUUGGGCAUCUUGUUUGCUAGCUUAAUAACGGGAGUUAUCACGGAUUGCAUCAAAGAUGCUGUUGGUAGACCAAGACCAAACUUUUUCCAAAGGUGUUUCCCAAACAAAAUACCGGAAUUUGAUAAAGAAACGGGUGAUGUUAUAUGUAAUGGGAUUAAGGCAGUUAUAAAGGAAGGAUACAAAAGUUUUCCUAGUGGCCAUACAUCAUGGUCUUUUGCUGGUCUUGGUUUCCUUUCAUGGUAUUUAUCAGGCAAAAUUAGAGUGUUUGAUCGUAGGGGCCAUAUUGGAAAAUUUAGUAUAGUCUUGCUUCCUUUACUAAUUGCUGCUCUUAUUGGAGUUACACGAGUAGAUGAUUAUUGGCAUCAUUGGACUGAUGUGUUUACCGGAGGUUUUAUAGGAAUUGUUGUGUCUUCAAGCUGCUAUUUGCUACUCUUUCCUUUUCCUACUUUUUCCCAAGGUUGGGCACCUCAUGCAUUUUUUUACAUGUUGGAAGAGGGUGGUGGUGAAUCUCCACAACCAGAUAGUCAAACUCCAUCAUUAGUACGGCAAGAAGACUUCUCAGCGGAGUUGGAUGCAAUGGAAAGUGGAAAACGAUAUAUAUAAUUAGUGAUUUUCUUCAUUAUUUAGCAAAUAGCAACAAUUUUAGUAAGAGUUUAAAUGAUGCGCACCGUCGGUGUAAAUUAAUUUUAUCAUGACAAUCAAUAAUAGUGGUUCAAUCUUCCAUGUCAUAUCAAGAAAGUGGAGUGAAAUGAGGUAACGUGGCAGAAAACAUAGUUAUAAUUGA
Molecule: messenger RNA, 1066 nt
Organism: Trifolium pratense (red clover)
Lineage: Eukaryota; Viridiplantae; Streptophyta; Magnoliopsida; Fabales; Fabaceae
Product: probable lipid phosphate phosphatase 4
Exons: 7
Coding region: 10-885 (291 amino acids)
Biological process (GO): phospholipid metabolic process
Molecular function (GO): phosphatidate phosphatase activity
Source: RefSeq, a predicted model, not a curated record